Molecule: messenger RNA, 6627 nt
Organism: Hemibagrus wyckioides
Lineage: Eukaryota; Metazoa; Chordata; Actinopteri; Siluriformes; Bagridae
Gene: phf8
Product: PHD finger protein 8
Exons: 22
Coding region: 526-3657 (1043 amino acids)
Biological process (GO): regulation of transcription by RNA polymerase II; protein demethylation
Molecular function (GO): transcription coregulator activity; histone demethylase activity
Source: RefSeq, a predicted model, not a curated record
CCUUCUACUACAGACAGCGGUCGCUGCACGGACAGUGUUGACAUGGAUAACUCUCUACCGUCAAUGUUUAUAUAGUAAACUGGAUAUAAUUGUUGUUUUUUGCACUCCGUGCGUCACAUUUCGGUGCAGUUUGCUUUAAAUAUUCACAAACCUCCAUUUUUAACUAGCCAAAAAUGCAAAUAUUACGAAUGGAGCGCGUGGUAAUAUUUGUAAACUAGGCCUUGCGGCGCCUCGGGUUUUCCUACGGACUCAAUACGGCAUGACGCUCCCGGGCCUCGGACACCAGCGACACUCCACACUCGGUGCUAAAUAGUGGCAUUAGACGCUGAGGUCAUCUAAACUGGUGGGGAGAAAACCCAGCUUUGUGAUCUGCCUUCAUUUGUGUAACACAUUGCAGUGUAUCUGACUCGAUACAGUCAGUCUGAGGUGGGAUAUUGAAGUGGAACUGGAUACACUGAAGUUCCACCGCUGAAAACAUCGAAUUUAAGGAUUCUGGUGCUGAAAUAGGCUAUCCACAUCUUCAUCAUGGCCUCGGUUCCAGUGUAUUGCUUGUGCCGACUCCCUUAUGAUGUCACACGCUUCAUGAUCGAGUGUGAUGUUUGUCAGGACUGGUUUCAUGGAAGCUGUGUUGGCGUGGAAGAAGAUAAAGCAGCAGACAUUGACCUGUACCACUGCCCUAACUGUCAAGUGACACAUGGACCCUCUGUCAUGCGUAAGCGGCGUGGGGGUUCUAAGCAGGCAGAUGGUUCAGGGAGCAGGAGAGAUUCAGGGCGACCUGUGAAGACUGGGAGUGCUCAGUUUGUUCGUGAGUUGCGCAGCCGCACUUUCCCCAGUGCUGAUGAGGUCCUGCUGAAGCCAACAGGAGCCCAGCUCACAGUGGACUUUCUGGAGGAGCGCUCCUUCAGUGUUCCAGUGCUUGUCUUGAGGCGGGAUGGGUUAGGAAUGAGUCUGCCUCCUCCAUCAUUCUCUGUGUCUGAUGUUGAGCACUUCAUUGGAAGCGAUAAAGAAAUCGAUGUGAUUGACGUAAUACGUCAGGCAGACCUGAAGAUGAAACUUGGGGAUUUUGUCGAGUACUAUAAUAGCACCAACCGCGACAGAGUGCUCAAUGUGAUAAGCCUGGAGUUUUCAGAUACCAGGUUGUCUAACCUUGUAGAGACCCCAAAGAUUGUGAGGAAACUAUCAUGGGUGGAAAACCUCUGGCCAGAAGAGUCUGUGUUUGAGAGGCCAAAUGUGCAGAAGUACUGUCUGAUGGGGGUGAAGGAUAGCUACACUGACUUCCACAUUGAUUUCGGAGGAACUUCGGUGUGGUACCAUGUACUGCGGGGUGAGAAGAUUUUCUACCUGAUCCGUCCGACUCCUGCUAACCUGGCACUGUUUGAGCGCUGGAGCUCCUCUUCCAAUCAGAAUGAGCUCUUCUUUGGGGACCAAGUGGACAUGUGCUACAAGUGCUCACUUAAGCAAGGAAACACUCUGUUUAUUCCGACUGGAUGGAUCCAUGCAGUUCUUACUCCAGUUGACUGCCUGGCAUUUGGUGGAAAUUUUCUUCACAGCCUCAACAUCGACAUGCAGCUUCGAGCAUAUGAAAUAGAGAAGAGACUCAGCACAGCAGACUUGUUUAAGUUUCCUAACUUUGAAACUGUGUGCUGGUAUGUUGGCAAGCACCUCCUUGAUACUUUCAGAGGUCUGAGGGAAAAUCGACGGCAUCCUGCCUCUUACCUGGUCAAUGGAGCCAAGGCGCUUAAUAAUGCUUUCAGAAGUUGGACUCGCAAAGAGUCCUUGGCUGAGCAUGAAGAUGAGAUUCCAGAAACCAUUAAUACCCAACAACUGGUAAAGGACCUGGCUAAAGAGAUACGACUUGUAGAGGACAUCUUCCAGCAGAAUAUAAACAGGAGUGGGGCUCCCUUCGGUGGAUCACAGGCCCUUCCGCCUGCUCACCCAAAACCUCCAUUAACCACUCCUCUCAACCCUGGCAGACCUCCGGGUAAAAAAAGAGGCCCUAAACCCAAGGAAGGACCCGGUGGUGGAGGCAUAGGACCUCCGGGGGUCAAGAAAAAAGGCCAGAAAGGGAAGGAGAUGAAGAUGGAGGCAGGAGAACUGGAUCUGCUUGAGAUUCAUACUAAACACACCCUGAAGAAAUUUCAACCAGGAAAUAAAUCGAAAAACAAGAGCAAGAUGGACCUGCCAGGUGCCUGUGUAGAAGAGUUUGAAGGGAAAAUAAAUAAGAGCAAGCUUAAACUUGUUCUCACCAAUGGGAAGAUCCAAGGGAAGAAGGGAGGUUGCUCUCGCAACACAAAUGGAGCAGGACGUACUGCUCAGUUCCAGCCUCUAACCAGCAGCUCAGCUCUUUCAUCAGACUUUGAUUCUGAAGACGAGCUUCAAAUAGACGAAAGUCCUCCUCCUCGCCGCAGGCCAGUUGUACCCACCAAAAAGAAACUGGCUGUAGGUCUUCCCAGGAAACUACCACGAGCAAAACCAUGCUCAGAUCCACACCGCGUCAGAGAGCCCGGGGAGGUGGAUUUUGACAUCGAGGAGGAUUACACCACAGAUGAAGAGAUGCUCACUGUGCAAGGAUUAAAGGCAGGAGCAGGUGGCAUCUUGGACUUGCUUAAGGCUAGCAAACAGGUAGCUGGCUUGGACCACGCUGUCAGUGAGGAAGCACCAGCCUCUCCUAGCACCCGUGAUGCCAUCCAGGGCAUGCUAUCCAUGGCCAAUCCGCCGUCUUCUUCUUCUUCUUCAUCCUCUUCUUCUUCUUCUCCCUCGUCCUCUCCUUUGUCUUUGUCUGGAGGGGGCGAAAGGAUGGCAACAAUAAAGGAUAAAUCCAGGAGGGCCAUGUGGGUUGGUGGUGCAGAGAAGAAGAGUGAGAAGAAGGCGAUCAUUCAAAGGCCAGGCAAGCGGCCCAUCAAACGGCCUGCCAGACACCUCAGUGAUGACGACAGUCCUGAUGAGCAGGAGACACUGGGAACCUGUUUUAAAGACUCUGAUUAUGUGUACCCUUCAUUAGAGUCAGAUGAGGAAGAACACACACUGAAGUCCAAAAUGAAGAGAAAGAGAAACUGGGAUGAUACACCCUGGAGUCCUAAAGCUCGCGUGACUCCCACCCUACCUAAGCAGGAGCGGCCAGUCAGGGAGGGGGCCCGAGUCGCAUCUGUUGAGACUGGGCUUGCUGCUGCUGCUGCCAAACUGGCACAACAGGAGCAACAGAAGACUACAACAAAGAGAAAAUACACAAAAAAGAAGAUUCCUCAAGAGAAAGGGCAGUCAGUAGCAUCCCAUCUCCAGAUACAGCCAGACUCAAUGUCACCACCGCUGCCCCCCGAGCCUCUGGUGGACUGCAUCACAGAGGAGAGGAGAGGAGAGACGUACUCGGCCAGCCUGCUGGACCAUGAAUACACAGCAGGUCCAGGCCCGUUUGGCCCAGGUGGCCCCAGAGGGAGUGCCGCCAUGGCUCCGGGCGUUUUCCUCACCUCAAGACGACCCUCUCUCUCUCCGCAGAACAGCAGCAGCUAUUCCCCUUCUGCACCCUCACCUGCUGGGAUGGCAAGUCCUGGGGCUGCUGGGGUAGCACAAGGGAAACGCCCAAAGAAAGGACUUGCCACAGCUAAACAGAGACUGGGAAAGAUUUUGAAAAUACACCGCAAUGGCAAACUUCUUCUGUAGAGAUCACUGGGAAAGGUGAGAUGUGGUGAUGUUCUCAGGAGGAGAAGAAGGAGAGCAAAGGGACAAACAUGGAGGAAAAGGGGGAAGAAAAACAGCUGAAGGAUAAUGUUGGAGAACAAAGAACAGACUGAUUUUUUUUUUUUUUUUUUUUUUUUUUUUUAAAUAUUAUAAUUGUGACUUGUUUCAUGUAAAAUACUCUGUUCAACAUUUGUAAGCUCAAUACCUCUUUUUAGCGCGCAUUUUAUUACCCUUUUAUUUAACAUAUUAGCCUUUGUUUGUCAACAUUUAAUGAAUUAUUACAAAUAUUCAUUCUGAAAAAGAAGUAGAAGCACUUCAGGGGUUAGUGUGUAUAUGGCUUCAGUCUUUAUUGCUGUAAUAUGGGUUACUUUUGGGUUACAUAACUGCUAUGUAAAAUGAGUGAAUUGGUGGAAAUGAGACCUCUAAUUGUGCAAGGUUCUAUUUUACAGUGGACUAAACAGCUGUGAGUCAAAGUACAGUGAAAUUUGGGGAAAGGGGACUGUGAUUUAAAAGGAAGUGCAGCAUUUUCAUGUAAUGAGGCAAGUAAUUAAACGGAUAACAUAUAAGGCAGGAUUAACUACCUUUUUUUUUUUUUUUUUUUACCUGUGAUACAAUUUAACCAUUCCAAAUUUCUCAAUUCAGUCAUUCAUUCAGAACCACACUGGAUCUGUAGAGUAGUUGGAUAUUAUGAGGAACCCUACGGUAGCAAUGAGUCCUAAAAACUGCAUCAGGGCUGAGGAUUGGUCUGAUCUUUUUAUCUGCAAAAGCCUGUGAGACUGCUGGUUUUUAAUUCCAGCCAAAUAAGUCGCACACUAAUAGUCAUCUGAGGUCCACGGUUGAUUAUGUGUAAAGCAGAGAAAUCUGUUGACUACCAUUCACUUCUGGCCAUGAAGAGUUAAAUUUAGAAAAGGUGAAUUUUAAAAACACACACAUUAAAUAUCUCCUAUAUAGCUAUCUCUUUGCCUCGAACAAAGAUGUUUGAUGUUAAAAUGUUGUGGCUGGGAGACUGACUGAGAGAUACGGUGGUUCUUGGAUAACUUUAUAACAACGAGCAGAAGCAUCAAAGAGCUAGUUAUCACUUACCAGUGGUGGUCUGUUUUUUUUUACUGCGUAUUAUCCUUCUAUUUUGGUCUCAUUCAAGAACAUGUGUUAUGAUUUGGACAUCUUAGUGCUAGUAAAGCUCUAUAAUGACUAGACUUGUACAAAAGCCUUCACAAAUCCUUUUAAACAUUAGUCUAAGUUUUAUUUUGUUACCCGUGUUGACUUUUAAAUACAUUUAUUGUAAGUGUCCUAUACAUCGUCAAUACAUCAUCUCCUGACCACGCCAAGCAUUUUCAGCUUUUGCUUUGCAAUUCUGGGUUGAAAUUUGUUGUCUUUUGCUCACGUAGACAGGACGGUAAUUGAGCGAUUAAGGGAUCUUGUCAUGUUUGAUGUCUGGAUUAUCCAAACAUAAUAUCUCACUGUGAAUGUUGUUCUCCUGCACGAGAAUCCUUCACGGAGUCGUCGGUGCACAUAACGUGUAUAGAUAAGGUCGAUAGUUGUAUUCAAUAGUGUCACUUGGUAGCAGCUGAUUUGCCAUGAUCUUAUAACGAACAGGAAGUCAUUCUACCCUCAGCACCUUGUAAUGCUUUUAGUUCGAGUGCUCGCUUCUCACUGCUUGCUCCCAUGUUUUAACACAGUCAUGUAAUGCAUUUCUACUGAUAAUGGAUGACAGCUUUGUAAAUAUAUCUAUUUUUAGUCACUCAGCGCAGACCGUAGGACGUCUUGAUGUCUUGUUCUUAGGGUUCACCUGUUUGCAUUCAUGUAUUUAAAUGUAGUGUCUACUGGCUGAUUUCAGCAGGAGUGGUGUGGUACAUUCUAGUAAAAUGGUAAUGCAUCUAAUACUGAAUUAGGCUAGGUGUGAUGAGGAAGGCUUGAGGCUUAGUGUACAUACAUCGGUGUAAUUUUGUUAUAGUUACAGUUGAAAGGUUUGUUGCAUUGAAAUCUUUCUUAACAUAUCUUGUACAAAGAUACCUAAAUGUCUUGGGGGGUGGGGGGGUGUGUGUGAGAUAGUUUAACUGCAUCUGUUUAGUCAUUUUUAUUUGUAUAGGAUAAAUAUGUUAUUAGUUUUGGUUUCGUUGGAAGGUGAUGAUGAAGUUAAUGUGUUCAUAAUGUUGCUAGUUUACGUUUUCAUUUCCUGCUCUCUGCAUUACAAAUGUAAACUCUUGAGUCAGUAUGUUUUUUUUGUUUGUUUGUUUUUUUUUUUUUUUUGCUUUUUAAUAUUCAGAUGAAUAGAAUCGUUUCUUAGUAAAUCCGAUUAUUAUGGAUAUUUGGCGAAUAUGGCUGUAAAGAUGGAAAAUACCAAUGAGAUAAGGACCUUGAAUGAAUUGCCCUCUACCAUGUUCAAAUUUUAUCAUGCGAUGAAUGUUAUUAAAGUGAUAUUAAAAAAGGACUGUACUUUAAAAAAAAAAAAAAAAAAUGAAUGAAAAGCAAAUGGGUGAGCAGCCCAGUGAAUCGGAGAAAUAUUCUUUUGUUGCAUUUGUUUUUUUUUUUCCCUGUUGGCCUUUUUAACGUCGGUUCAGUUUUCCAUUUGUAUUUUAGUCCGUUGCUUUCUUUUUAAUCUGUCCGUCACCUUUCCCCGGUUUUUUUCUAUGUCUGUCUUGAGGAAAAAACACAGUUUCUCUCAGGGUUCAUUUUCUAUUUCUAACAUUUACUUGGAAUACAUUUAAAAAAAAAACAAAAAAAAAAACCUGUUCAAAACAAAAAAAUAAAUGUCACACACACGGUCACCACUUUAAAGCAGACGCAAGUUGAAUCCACUGCAUAUUAUUGGAAAUUAGACACAUUUGACCUUGUCCUUGCCAGCUGUUGUACAUUAUGAUCUGGUUUUGUUUUUGUUUGUUUUUUUGGAAGGUUGAUUUUUCUUUUUUUUCUUUUUUCCAAAUGAACUCAAUUAAAGAAUAUUUUUUAAAG